AAUACACAUGUAAACAUAUUAUUUCAGCUCCAUUCAUGCUUUAUGUAGGCCUUCCAUGUUUUUCUCUAAUUUAAGAUUCUAGCAGUAAUGUUUGAGAGCAGAUUUGACUGUAUACAAUUAUCCCACUCAUUCUAACCCCCGAGUAAUUACACAUACAUUUCUCCCUCACUGUGCCUAUUCCUUAAACCAUUUUGUAACACACACACACACACGCACACACACACACACACACACACACACACACACACACACACACACACACACACACACACACACACACACACACAUGAGAUGAUAUAUAGGCCUAAUUGGAAAGGCAAUGACAGUGACACAAACAAACACUUAUGUUUUAUUCAGGGCUAAUGUAAAGGCAGUGGGCACUGUCAGAUGUGUAUAGGCUUAUAGUGUUUGCAACCAACAAAAAACCUGGGCCAUGCAUGCAUCAUGCAAUUCACCAUGAAACGUUCAUAUGCAAAUAUAAGUUGACCUACAGUGUCUUAGUGCUCAAUGAAUGACAUUAUAUUAUUUGAAAGCAAAAUUAUGUCUAGGUUUCCUAAACAUGGUUUUAAACCAUAGGCCUUGGCUACAUCUUUAUGCUAUUUAAAAAAAAUAUUUAAUGACAACAAUAGCCUACAAACAAUAGAUAAAUCGUCAUACGUGUUUUUGUUAUGAUAAGGUAUGCAUAAUGCAUAUUUUAAAAACCUCAUGUUGGUAUUUGGUGAUACAAUGCUGCCAAUCGCAAUUCACCAUUUGUAAAAACCACGCAUGGCAGUAGCUAGUGUUACAAAAGUUUCCAAAGCAAACACAUUCGUUUUAAAAGGCCAUGUGGAGUCAAAAUGGCGCCACGCAAACUGGCAACACUCUGUGAGCCAAUCACAUCCAUCCUUUCUGUGCUGUCACUGGCCAUUCGUGAUUACGCACUUCCACUUUCCGACCGGCCGCUUCUUCUCGCUCGCGCGGUGUGUAGCCUUCGCUGAAGUGGAAAAAAUACGGUGUCGAAACGGAUUGUAAACACGACUAAAACAUGACAUUUCGGCCAAGUGAGACCAAAAGCGUUGUCACAGUGGGUAGAUGAGGAUCUUCUGCAAAGGUUUAGGCUCAUCUUUGUUGUCUUCGCAUGUUCACUUUCUCCGUAGAUGGUCUCCGGCGAGCUGUGCCUGGCAGCGGACAACGACUUUUUGGCAAAUAAUAUGAAGGAGAUGAUUGGAGGUUGCUGCGUGUGCUCAGACGAGAGAGGCUGGGCAGAAAACCCUCUCGUCUACUGUGACGGUCACGGCUGCAAUGUUGCAGUCCAUCAAGCGUGCUAUGGCAUCGUGCAGGUGCCCACUGGACCCUGGUUCUGCAGGAAGUGUGAAUCUCAGGAGAGAGCAGCCAGAGUGAGGUGUGAGCUUUGCCCCCACAAAGAUGGCGCCCUCAAGAGGACUGAUAACGGAGGUUGGGCCCAUGUGGUGUGUGCCCUCUACAUCCCAGAAGUGGAGUUUGCUAAUGUCUCCACCAUGGAACCCAUCGUACUGCAGUCUGUACCCCACGAUCGCUACAACAAGAAGUGUUAUAUCUGUGAGGACCAGGGCAGAGAGAGUAAAGCUGCCACCGGAGCCUGCAUGACCUGUAACAAACAUGGCUGCCGACAAGCCUUCCAUGUCACAUGUGCCCAGUUUGCUGGGUUGUUGUGUGAGGAGCAAGGGUCGGACGCAGACAACGUCAAAUACUGUGGCUACUGCAAGUACCACUACAGCAAGCUGCGAAGGAGCAGGGCCCGAGGUAGUAGGGCUCAGAGCCUUAGUGACUCUUCCUCUCAGUGUUCGGAUAAACUCCUUGACCACCAAGACGACAAGAAACACAAAGAGAGGGAGAGACACAAACCCAAACACAAGAAGACUCUAGAGCUCUCCCCUUCCCUCGCUUCAACUCUCAUGCUUGCCUCAGACAAGAGUUACAACAGUAGCAGCAGCAGUGGUGGGGUAGUCUCUGCUAUGCCUGCCGCCUCUCAAAAGCGAUUGGAUGACAGCGCAGCCCGUUUCACCACCGCCAACUUCCAGGAAGUGCCGGUGCACUCCGGGGGUUUAAAGGACAGCCCCCCCACAGGGUCAGAAGGCAAACCGGGGUCGGAGGUCAAACAGGGCAAGAAGAGCAUUAGCCAAGGGAUUGGUGUUCAGCGCGGACGCAAGUCCCUCACACCUGGGAAGCCCCUCCCCUCUGCUGUGGUCACAACGGCAACCUCCUCUACUGCCGCCUCCUCCACUGGAACCUUUCAUCAAGCUCUCCUGCUGUCCAAUAAGACGUCUUCCACCUUGACUCCUCCCACAUCUGACUUCCUGGGCUUCUCUGAUCCGUUGCUACGCUCCGGUGGUGGGGACUCCUUUUCUUCGCCCUCUUUCAGCCGUUGCCUAGUGAAGCCCAGUGAGGUCACGGCCUCGGAGGGCAUGGCUUCGCUCAGCACCUUCGGAUCAAUGAUGUCACUUCCUGGUGGCGUAGCUGGUGGUAAACUGUACGAGAACUCUCACAGCGAGCUGACGGGGAACGUUGCUUCCACAGCCGGCUACAAACGCCCCUCAUCAUCAUCCUCUUCCUCUGCUGGCUCCUCCUCUGGGCCAAGUAUGGGGGAAGGAGGAGAAGAAGGGGUGAAGAAGAAGAGAGGAAACUGGAGGAACCGAUACGGUCCCUGCUUCAGUGUCCCGGACGGCAAGGCUACAGACGGACCUGAGCACCACACAGCACCGCUACCUCUCCCCUCCUCUUCUCUCUGCUCCACCUCAUCCGCCUCGCCGUCCCCCUCCUCUACCAGCGCUCUGCCAGGCCGGCCCGGAGGAGAGAGAGUAGGAGAGAGAGGAGGUCUGCUGGGUGUUGGUGUUAGCGUUGGGAUCCAGAAGUCUCCCUCCCUACUGAGGAACGGCAGUCUGCCGUGUCACGGAGUCACCUCUACUCCCUCUGGCACCGGUGUGUUCUCCAGUUGUGACGUGCCGUCAGGGGUGGGACUUGCUCCUAUGAGUGUUGCUAACUCUGAGUUGCAACAGCCGAUGGCCUCCCUAGCUCCUCCUAGUCCCUUCACUGCCACAGCCCCCAUGAUCAACACGGUCUCCCCCCAUGUGAGUGGGUUACCAGGUCCAGUGUUCAACAUGGCUCCCUCCCACAUGUUUGGAAACCGACUCAACCCUAACUCUGCCAUGGCUGCCCUCAUCGCACAGUCUCAAGCUUCCCCCGCAGAUCAGGAGGUAGGAGAUGGAAACAGCAUUGCAGCUCCAGGCUUCUCCAGACGAGCCUCUCCCAAGACCACCCUCUGUCCGCGUUCUCCUCUAGGUGGGCUGCAGAUCCGGUAUGACCCAGGAGGGUCGUUGGGGUCAGGUUUGGGGGGGCUAGGGUCAGGUCAGGAAGGGGGAGACACAGUACCCCCGGUGGCCACCUCUAUAGAACAGCUGCUGGAGAGACAGUGGAGUGAUGGACAACAGUUCCUACUGCAGCAGGGAGCACAGGGAGAUGUGUUGGGGAUGUUGAAGUCCCUCCACCAGCUGCAGCAGGAGAACAGGCGUCUGGAGGACCAGAUUAAAACUCUGACCAUGAAGAAAGAGCGACUGCAGCUCCUGUCAGCUCAGCUGUCUGUGCCUUUCACCCCUACUACUGCUGCCCAAGAUGUGAAGAGUGACUCCUCUCUACCCAUACCUGCUCAGGUAAGGCAGUUGAAGCCCCAGCACACAGAUAGUGUGUCAUGUGGUCGUAGUAGUGGUGGAUCUACCUCUUCUCUGUCCACCCCCCCCUCCGUCUCUCACAGCCCCCCCCAGCCGCAUCAGCUCAACGGGGUUGCCAUGGGAACCAUGAUGCUGGGAGGUGGAGCCGGGCCAGGGAUGGGGGGGAUAGUGGGGGUUUUGAACGGAGUCAUACAGACCACCUCUAGCCCUCACACAUACACACAUACCUCUGCACCGGGCACCAGCGCCACUCUGCCCAUCUCCAGCUCCAUUAACAACAGGUUGGGUACCUUGUCUGAACAGCAGAGGCUCUUACUGCACCAGCACCAACUACAGCAGCUACUCUCUUCACAGCCCUCUGCGGAACAGCAGCAGAUGUUGUUUUACCAGUUGAUGCAGCAACAACAGGACCUCCACCAACUUCAAACUCUCUCCACCUCCUCCCAGCUUCCCUCCAUCCCUCUCUCUUCCACUCAGCUGCCCAUCAGCUCCCUCCUUUCCUCCUCCCACGGCCAGGGCACCAUCACCGCCAACCCCUUCCUGGCACUGCACACACACUCACACCCCGAUACACACACACACGCCACUGCACAGAAACCCCGGCUGGCUGAAAAGGCUGUGGGCCUUACUGGACAGGAGAAGACCUGACCCACAAAACAGCUCUUGCUUUUUCUGUUGCGCAUUCUCUUUUUCUCUCUCUCUAUCCAUCUCUCUCUCUAUCCAUCUCUCUCUAUCCAUCCAUCUCUCUCUAUCCAUCUCUCUCUAUCCAUCUCUCUCCAUCUCUCUCUCUAUCCAUCUCUCUCUCUCAGGGGUCUCCACCAUCAUAUGAACUCUGAUCAGUGCUGUGCUUUCAGCACACAAGCUAGCCCACAUAGAACUACAAUUACUACAAACUACAAAAAUAUCAGGACACUAACACAGCUGACUGAUGACUUAUAGCUCUGCUGGAGAGAUGAGGUCUGGGAACUAUGACAUUGUACAGUUUUAGGAGAGGCAGGAGUCCUGCACUGGACAUGUAACUGCUGUUACUUCUGUCUGUCUGAGCAUAAGACCUAACCAGCAUAAGACCUAACCAGAGACCACUCUCUAAUGUAAGACUGACUGACCGCUCAGCUAUGAAAGCCUUGCUAUGACUGUCUUUUUCUGCUCUACCUACUUCACACACCAGCCUAUCAGGGUCUUCAACCUUCAGCAUCGGCCAAUAGGAAUCCACAACAGUCAGGAAUGGCAAGUCAGGGUCCAUUCCCCAAGUGCCUAAGGCUGAGGGGGAGGGUUACUCAUGCUACUCGACCUGUCAGUCAUCCAUUCUCACCAUAUUACUGGCUGUCAAGCUGCGUUGACCAGGCAAAAGAUCAUGCAACACAUUCUGAAAAGCUGGAAACCAGGAAAUACCGAAACCAACUUUAUGAAUUCUGUUUUUAUUUAUUUAGCAUUUCUUUAUGUUAUAAUGGGUGCAGGAUGCUAUAUUUUAAAAGUACCCACUGUUCUUCAAGAAUUUGUUUUAUAAUGCUGUUUAAAGUUUUUCACACAUCUUGCUGUAAACAUUUUUGAUGGGAAAGAAAGUUGUGUAUUGAGAAAGAUUGAACUACUGGCAAAUGGAGGUGGUUUGUGGUGGUGAUGGUGUACAUAGCUGUUAUUGUCAGAAGAGGUGUGGGUUCAAUGCCACAGUUUUGACUUUGUUUGUGUAAAUAAAUAUAUAUUUUUCAUUGCCUGUGGGGUGUAAAUAAGUGAUUGUGAUUGGCAGUGUUGGUGUAAAGGAUAGCCAAUGAAGCCUAAUUUUGUGUGUGUAAAUCUUAGGACCAGACCACAGGCGAUGGUGACUGGACACAAAGUAUUAAUUUAUUUUUAUAUGUGCAGGGACAUUGUUUUGUUUUUAUUUGUUUUGCACCGUCAUUUUAUACUCCACCUCUGGGCACCAUGUUUCCAUCUGUGUUCACUUUUGUUUAGAUCAAUUUUGUACAACUGAAAAAUCAUAACCUCCUCAAAUGUUUGUAUUUCAAAACACCAAAAUAAUUCAAUGUUCUGGAUAAAUAAAGAGACCGACUGAUGGUAAAAAGACGAGGAGUCAGCGUAGCCAGUGGGACAACAUUAUUGGAGUGAGAAGAUGGUUAAAGCUUGAUUAACAGCUCUGUUUAAGUGCUUUUUGUCAACAGCAUUUUUACACUUUGGUUGAAUAAAGAACAGAUCUACCUCCUCUAA
Molecule: messenger RNA, 5882 nt
Organism: Oncorhynchus masou masou (cherry salmon)
Lineage: Eukaryota; Metazoa; Chordata; Actinopteri; Salmoniformes; Salmonidae
Gene: mllt10
Product: MLLT10 histone lysine methyltransferase DOT1L cofactor
Exons: 19
Coding region: 1137-4331 (1064 amino acids)
Biological process (GO): regulation of transcription by RNA polymerase II
Cellular component (GO): nucleus
Molecular function (GO): histone binding; nucleosome binding
Source: RefSeq, a predicted model, not a curated record